Messenger RNA from Cladophialophora carrionii CBS 160.54, 426 nucleotides. RefSeq lists its product as uncharacterized. The record is from RefSeq and is a predicted model, not a curated record. The transcript has a single exon. The coding region runs from base 1 to 426 and encodes 141 amino acids. NCBI's taxonomy places the organism in Eukaryota, Fungi, Ascomycota, Eurotiomycetes, Chaetothyriales, Herpotrichiellaceae.
AUGCCUGGCGCAAGAGUCAAUCUGGACGUCACUCAGCACACGAUACACAUUUGUCGCUGGGUGCAAGAUGGCCUUGGACGCGCACAUGAAACGUUGACGCCGUUACUAUCGAGAAAGCAGGCGUUUGCAUGCAUAGCCUGGUUUGAGACCGGAAGCAUUGACGGUUCACCGGCCGAUUUCGACCAGGCAAUGGCGCUUUCCAAUGGCAAUUCCUUGUUCGUUGCUGCUGAAUUGCUCUGCGAUCCUUCUGAUAAUUGCGCCCAAUCUCCGGUGGCUCGAGUGGACGGAAAUAUUGGAAAAGGAGGCUUUGCCAUUCUGGUUCCACCACCAGACCCGCUCUCAAAGAACAUCAGCCAUGAAUCUUUCGACGUUGUGAACCACGCUCCGUACGAUGGCAACUUCCAGGACAGCUUCGAACACACAUGA